Messenger RNA from Paecilomyces variotii, 2440 nucleotides. RefSeq lists its product as hypothetical. The transcript is spliced from 2 exons. The record is from RefSeq and is a predicted model, not a curated record. Gene Ontology annotation, molecular function: protein binding. Bases 169 to 2133 code for a protein of 654 amino acids. NCBI's taxonomy places the organism in Eukaryota, Fungi, Ascomycota, Eurotiomycetes, Eurotiales, Thermoascaceae.
AGCCCUGGUGCUCUAUAAAUUUGGUGCUGUUGCGGGGCUCGGAGAAUACAGCGCUAGCGCAGUUAAGUCCGAUCGAGGGGCAUCUGCGACUGUGCGUCACUUGUUGCCGCAACGCCGCAUUAUUUCAUCCUUUCCUUCAGUAGCACAACUUCCCAUUCUCUGGUCGCCAUGGCCCAGAAUACCUCCAACAUAGAGGAGCUUCUGAAAAGGCCGCUAUAUGUCUAUGACCUCCCGCAGGAGCUUCUGUCGACAUUAACGACCAAAGAUGGCGAUCAGCAGACACCACUCCCUACGGAUGUGGAUUUUAUUCCAGAAGUACUAGAACGAUCCGACAAGGAAAAUGGAGUCGCCACGUCGACAUCAUGCGCUCUAUGCCAAGUCGCACUACCUAGCUUUCAAGAACAACGCGAUCAUGUCCGGACCGACCAUCAUCGGUAUAACUUGAAAGCGCAACUCAGAGGCAAUAAACCUUUGACUGAAGGGGAAUUUAACAAGGCUAUCGGCGAGUUAGACGAGUCAAUAUCAGGCUCUGAAUCCUCAGAGUCGGACUCGGAAGGCGACGAUGGUUCCAACACUCCAGAUGCGACGCUUACGGCCUUGUUGAAACGACAGGCAAAGAUAUCGCAGGAGGCGGAUGAAGAUAAUGAAGAAAAGACAUUGAUCAAAGGAGGCGGAAGAAGUCCUUUAUUUUGGUUUACAAGCCCAUUACUGCCUUCGAACACGUCUUUAGGCAUUUACAGAGCGAUCUUCACGCAGGCCGAACAAGAGGAGCCUGCUCACUUGGUUGACUCCCUGCGAAAGAAACAGCUCGCACCAGUCACUCAGCGGCGAGGUGCUGCAUCUAGCUCAGAACAAGGGCCUUCUGCUUCUGGUCUAAGCCCUCACGUCUUUAUGUGUAUGAUUGGUGGCGGUCACUUCGCAGCUAUGGUUGUCUCACUAGCACCAGAGAUUCAAAAGCGACCGGGUGGUGUGGAGGAACGACAAGCCCGUGUGGUCGCCCAUAAGACUUUCCAUCGAUAUACAACUCGAAGGAAGCAGGGUGGUGCUCAAUCCGCCAACGAUUCGGCCAAAGGAGCUGCGCAUUCAGCGGGUUCCAGUCUUCGACGCUAUAAUGAAGCAGCGCUUGAGAAAGAAAUCAGGGAGCUACUAGGAGAGUGGAAAGACCUCAUUGAUAAUGCCCAACUGCUAUUCGUGCGGGCAACCGGGAGCACGAAUCGGCGGAUCUUGUUCGGACCAUACGACGGUCAGGUUCUCAGGCAAAACGACUCUAGAUUGAGAGGUUUUCCGUUUAAUACGCGUCGUGCUACCCAAGGGGAGCUUCUGCGAUCCUUUAAGGAGCUCAGUCGCGUAAAAGUGAGCCACGUUGAUGAAGCCGCAAUCGCGGCCGCUGAAAACAAGCGGCGAGAGGAAGCUGUAAAACCGCAGAAGCGGCCAGCGCCCCAGGAGAAGCCAAAGAUUUCUCCGGAGGAUGAAGCCGCAAUGCUGCAUACUUCCCAGAUCCAAGCCCUGAUCCGUCGAUCAAAGGCACCGGCGCUUGCAUCCUAUAUUUCGAACAAUUCUAUACCUUCCUCCUUCAGAUUUUACCCUCCGACGUCAUCGCAAAAUUUCCACUCACCGACACCGCUUCACUUGGCGGCUAGUUCUAAUUCUCCGGCUAUUGUCCUCGCACUUCUGACCAAGGCAAAUGCGGAUCCUACAAUCCUCAAUGGCGAGGGCAAGACAGCUUUCGAUAUCGCAGGAGAUCGCGCUACUCGCGAUGCAUUUCGCGUCGCUCGUCAUGAGCUUGGAGAGUCCAGGUGGAACUGGGAAGCAGCUCACGUCCCGGCCCCUGUCUCCAAAGCAGAGGCCGAUAGCUCUAGAGAACAAGAACGCAAAGCCGCAGAAGAAGCAGAAGCCAACAGGCGGAAAGCUGAGCUCGAACGCUUGAAGAAGGAAGAGGAUGCAGCAAAAGAGGCUGCAUCACGGAAGGGGAAGAAGCCCGGUGGCCGGGCUCUAGGAGCCGUCGAAAAGACCGGUGCUGAGAAGAGGGAAGAGGAAAUGAGAGGCAUGACUCCGGAGAUGAGAAUGAGGUUGGAGCGGGAACGCCGCGCAAGAGCUGCUGAAGAGCGAAUCCGAAAGAUGCAGGGAAGAUAGAUCAUAGCUCAACCUAUCGUUCCGCGUUGACUCUGAGAGUGUGAGAAGUCCACUGCGGAGGAAGGAUGAUGCCUCAAGUGCUGUUGGUGUCGCUAUCGGCUAUACAUGAUUUACUAUCUAGCGAUUAAACAUGGAUAUAAGCGAUGCUAACUGCCUCUGUAACAUAUGGUAUGAUACCAACUUUCGAAAUCAGAUUUUGUCCUCGUCGACACGAUGAACUGCAUCUAAACCAGCUGCAGUCUAUUGCGUUGGAGCAUAGCUUGGUGAAACGAGCUUAUUCAUUACUCGAUAUUAAACCCAUAGUUUG